This is a messenger RNA of Megalobrama amblycephala (Wuchang bream), 4350 nucleotides long. RefSeq names its product glutaminase b (gene glsb). Gene Ontology annotation, biological process: L-glutamine catabolic process. The record is from RefSeq and is a predicted model, not a curated record. Lineage: Eukaryota; Metazoa; Chordata; Actinopteri; Cypriniformes; Xenocyprididae. The transcript has 15 exons. Gene Ontology annotation, molecular function: protein binding; glutaminase activity. Bases 167 to 1864 code for a protein of 565 amino acids.
GCGUGUACGCAAACGCAUUGCUCGGUGUUCGUCACUAAAAAGCUCCUGGCUCAGUAGGUGCGCAAAGUGUGGGAAUCGACUGUGCUGUUGAUUCUAGAACUACAAGUUGUCUUCUAGUAUUAUUAAAAAUAAGGACAUUUAACUGAUUUAGCUCGACAAGACUGAGAUGUUACAGUUUAGGGCUUCAAUUGUGCUGAAGGAGUUGAUUCAAACCAGCCCUAAGCGUUCGUUCUCUGACAUUAUAAGGCACAAAAAGACUUUAUCAAACGCGUACUGCUUCAGCGCUGCUUAUCGGGAUGGCAGAAUAUCUAAAUUAAAGAUUAAUGGAAGACCUUUCAUUCAGCCUUUAGCUGGGAGAAGAUUUCUAUGUACAAAGACCGAUGGUGCGAUUGAACCCACUGAGCAAGUGAAGAAAGAUGAGACCGUCCAGGAAGCGACGGCAGAUAAGAGAAGGAAGGCUGGCAUUCUGCCCAGCUUGGAGGACCUGCUGUUUUACAGUAUUGCCGAAGGCCAGGAGAGGAUCCCAGCUCACAAAUUCAUUACCGCACUGAAGGCCACUGGACUUCGAACGGGAGAUCCACGGCUGAAAGAAUGUAUGGACAUGUUGAAAGUCACUCUCAAAUCCACGACAGAUGGCGUAAUGCUGGACCGACAUUUGUUCAAAAAGUGUGUCCAGAGCAACAUUGUUCUCCUAACCCAGGCCUUCCGGAAGAAGUUUGUCAUCCCUGAUUUCCAGACUUUCGCCUCCCACAUCGAUACACUUUAUGAGAAAGGCCGCAAACUUUCCGGGGGUUUGGUUGCUGACUACAUUCCCCAACUUGCCAAAUUCAGCCCAGAUCUGUGGGCCGUUUCCCUUUGCACAGUGGAUGGUCAAAGACACACAGUGGGUGACACUAAAGUGCCAUUUUGCCUGCAGUCGUGCGUGAAGCCGCUCAAGUACGCUAUUGCGGUGCACGACCACGGCACUGAAUAUGUGCACCAGUUCAUUGGGAAAGAGCCAAGUGGAUUACGCUUCAACAAGCUCUUCCUGGAUGAGGACGAUAAACCCCAUAACCCAAUGGUGAAUGCUGGUGCAAUCGUGUGUACCUCUCUUAUUAAGCAUGGAGCAGGCAAUGCUGAGAAGUUUGAUUAUGUAAUGAACUUCUUGAAGAAGAUGGCAGGAAAUGAAUAUGUUGGUUUCAGCAAUGCCACAUUCCAGUCGGAGCGUGAGUCAGGAGACAGGAAUUUCGCUAUUGGCUACUACCUGAAAGAAAAGAAGUGCUUUCCAGAUGGUACAGACAUGACUGCUGUUCUAGACUUAUACUUUCAGCUGUGCUCCAUCGAGGUAACGUGUGAGAGUGCUAGCGUCAUGGCUGCCACGCUAGCCAACGGCGGCUUCUGUCCAAUCACAGGCGAGCGUGUGCUGAGCCCCGAGUCCGUGCGAAACACCCUCAGCCUCAUGCACUCCUGCGGCAUGUAUGACUUCUCCGGACAGUUCGCCUUCCAUGUGGGUCUUCCUGCCAAGUCAGGUGUGGCUGGAGGUAUUCUGCUGGUUGUGCCCAAUGUGAUGGGCAUUAUGUGCUGGUCUCCACCGUUGGACAAACUUGGCAACAGUGUCCGGGGCAUCCAGUUCUGCACGGAUCUGGUGUCCUUGUUCAACUUUCACAACUAUGACAACCUGAGGCACUUCGCCAAGAAGCUUGAUCCUCGCCGAGAGGGAGGGGACCAGCGGCCGCAAACCUUCGGACCCCUGGAUUACGAGAGCCUUCAGAAAGAGCUGGCUCUCAAAGACACUGUGUGGACAAAAGUCUCGCCCACUGAGUGCAAUGAAGACAGCUCCACUACUGUAGUCUAUAGGAUGGAGAAUGUUGGAGAUGGCAACUAAAAACAGACCUGAAUCACCUCGACGAGCUCUUUGACAAUAUAUAUUUAUGUAAAUUAUCAGUUAUUUAUUUUCAAUGAAUAUCAUUCUGGUCACAUGUUCAUGGUUCAUCACCAGAGUCACUGUAUCUUUCUCUGUGAAUAUGAAUGAUUAUGAUUGAGGAUACGGUCUUAUGCCUUGGCUUCUGUUUUAUCUAUCUGUGCUAACGCCUAAAGCAAAGCAGCUUGGUGGACGUUUGGUGCGGUGUGAUUUCUAGGCUCUGUAUUCUCUCAUAGACCAGCAAGUGUUUUUUGAUGGAAGUUUAGAAUUGGCUGCUGAACAGAGACUACAGAUGGUUCUGUAUUGCACUACAGUUGAAUGUUGUGGUCAUGCAUAGUUGACCGCGUCUUACCACACACAGAGUCUGUCAGUGAGGCCUUUACCUUGAUGGUGUCGCAAGCACAUGAAUGUUCUCUGAAACUUUUUCCAAAAAGUAGGUGGCCGGUAAGGGUGAUUUGCUUGCCCUCAUGUCGUUUCGACUCCAUAUGUGGUUGUCGUUGUUUUUCUGUGGAACACAAAAGUACAUUUUUGAAGUUUAAUAAUUCAAAAUAUUAGUUUAUAUAAAACCAAGCAAGAGGUUGGAAAUAUGCUGCCCUUAUCAGGAAGUUUUUAAGUAAUAUAUACAUUUUUGUUAUUAUAUGCUUUUGCAAGAACAAAAGUAAAGCAAUAGUGCACCCAAAAAUGAAAAUUCGGUCGUUAUUUUCUCACCCUCAUGUCAUUUUUACCAUGUGUACUGUAUGUUGUCGGAACACAAAGAAAAUUGAAAUAUUCCUUACAAAAUACCCAUAAAAUAAAAUAUAGUAAGAAGGGCAAUUUUUUUAAAAGUCUUCUAAAGCCAUAUACUAGCUUUUUCUGAGGGAAAAUAAUGUUAUUAGGAGUGGGAAUCUUUAGGCACAUUAUGAUCGGAUUCCAAAAUGAUUCUAAUUUUUUUUUCUUAUUAAUUUAGUUUACCGACUUGAAAAUCUUAUUUAAUUACAAAUGUAAUAAAUACUUACAAAUUAAAACAUUAAAUUAAAACAAUUGUUUGUUCAUUUUAACUAUAUAAACUAAUCUAGCUUCAAAAUAAACAUAAAAGCAAGUAUUAAAUAAGAGGAACAAGCAAACAUCUUUAAAGCAAUAAACUAUGAGUGCUUUCAGUAUUUAAGAGUAUCUGAACAUUUUUAAUUUUUAAUUAUUAAUUUAUUCAAUUUCUAAAAUACACGCAGCGUCAUUGCACAUCUGCGGUUAAAAUAUAAGCUCAGAAUCGAUUCCAAAAUUCUCAGAAUCGAUCCAGAAUCGUUGGAGAGAAAAUUGCAUUGCAUAGAUUUUUUUUUUUUUUCAACCCCUAGUUAAUCACUAAAAAUCUUUUGAAAAUGCCAUUUGCCGCAUUAUCAUUGAAUAACGUCUAAAUUGUCUGCCUGUUCCUUACACAAAACUACUAUAUUAUAUGACUUCAGAAGACUUGGAAACAAUAGUGCACAAGUCAUAUUGACCACUUUUAUAGUUGUUUUUAGUACUUUUUGUAGGUUGACAAGUUACUAAGAACUUUUGUUUUAUUGAAAAGAGCUGCAUGAAGGUUCACAAAAUUUCCUAACAUGACAUACAGCAUGAUGGUGAAGUAUUAUUUUCCUUUUUGGCUGAACUAUUCAUAGAGCCCCACUAGUACUGCUCAGCAGCCACAUGAAACCUGCUGUCUGGUCGUGUUUACGGUCUUAUGUAAGGUCAAAUCAAUACCGUUACAAACCUUCCACUGUUCCGACUGCCCUUAGUUCAGUUUCUGUCUGUUUAUUCUCAUAUAAAAACAUUUAUGCACCUUGAUAGUUCAGAAUGUCAGUUUAUAUCAAACUAAGCUUUAAUUAGCUCUGAAGUUUUAGUAUUGGAAAGAUGCUGCCCUUAUCAGGAAGUUUUAUAUAUAUAUAUAUAUUAUAUAAGUAUUAUAUAUAUAUUUUUGUUUUUAUGUGUGAUGCAAGAACAUCUUUUAAUUAAAUUUUAUACACACACAUAUAUAUACACACAUAUAUGUGUGUAUAUGUUUAUAUUACAAAUUUAUUUUAUUUUUCGCAUAAUUUACUAUAUGUUUUCACAAGCUUGUGUAUAUCUACAGAAACUAUUGUGGGUUUUGUUGCUUUGUUUCACCAUUUUUCUGUGUGUGUUUUUGUAUUCUUAUUUUCAUGUCUUAUGUUCUUAUGCUGCUUUAGUCAUAUGCUUUUAAGGAAAAGUGUUUCUCAUGUUCUUACUGACAGCUUAAACAGUCUAUAUGAGUUUAUCUGUUGAGGAAGCAGCUCGCUCUGAUUACUUGAACUGUCCUGAGUCUAACAGAAAGCAAAGUGCUUCUUUACAAUAUGUUCUCAUCUGAUUUCACUCACAAUGUCAUAACAGUUCUGUUUAUUUUCUCUUGUUUUCUCAUUGUGUAUAUAUGUCAUUUGUUCUGGUUUUCUUUUUUGUAUUAUUAAUAAAUGGAUUUAAUCUCA